Molecule: messenger RNA, 900 nt
Organism: Entrophospora sp. SA101
Lineage: Eukaryota; Fungi; Glomeromycota; Glomeromycetes; Entrophosporales; Entrophosporaceae
Source: the annotation of a GenBank genome assembly
AUGAAUUUAAUAAAAAAUUUUUUAGCUGGGCUUAUUGGUAAGAAUGCAUGUCAGUCAGGUUAUGAUUUUGAUGUAUAUAUUCACCGUGGAGCUGGUGCUUACAUAUGUGGGGAGGAGACUGCAUUGAUUGAAUCAAUUGAGGGAAAACAAGGCAAACCAAGAUUAAAACCUCCUUUUCCUGCUGAUGUUGGUUUAUUUGGAUGUCCAACAACUGUUUCAAAUGUAGAAACUGUGGCAGUAGCACCUACUAUUUGUGGUUCAUGGUUUGCUAGUUUUGGCAGGGAAAAAAAUUCUGGGACAAAAUUAUAUUGUAUUUCUGGUCAUGUAAACAAUCCAUGUACUGUUGAAGAGGAAAUGAGUAUACCACUUAAAGAUCUUAUUGAGCGUCAUUGUGGUGGUGUUCGUGGUGGUUGGGAUAAUCUUUUAGGUAUUAUACCAGGUGGUUCAUCAGUGCCUGUGAUACCAAAGCAUAUUUGUGAUGAUGUAUUGAUGGACUUUGAUGCAUUACGUGAUGUUCAAUCUGGAUUAGGUACAGCUGCUGUAAUUGUGAUGGAUAAGUCUACAGAUAUUGUUCAUGCAAUUUCUCGUUUAUCUGCAUUCUAUAAGCAUGAAAGUUGUGGUCAAUGUACUCCAUGCAGAGAGGGUACAACUUGGCUUAUGAGUAUGAUGAAACGUUUUGAGAAAGGUUAUGCAGUGCCUAGAGAGAUUGAUAUGAUGGAAGAAUUAUCAAAACAAAUUGAAGGACAUACGAUUUGUGCUUUAGGAGAUGCUGCAGCUUGGCCUGUUCAAGGAUUAAUUAGGCAUUUCCGUCCUGAAUUAGAAGCUCGAAUGAAAUCUUAUGCAGAUGCACAUCCUGAUCAAGACUUGUCAAAAAUUUCUUCUGCAGCACCUGGACUAUAA